AUGAGAUCAUCAAUAUUGAUGAUGUCCACCAUCGUCAUGACGAUGGUGUUUAUUGUUGCGUUGGCACAGGUCACAAUGGCACAGGUCGACGAUGAGGUAUUACUGUGUGGUGGCUUCAUUAAGCGUGCUGCCAACCUGCCACAGCGUCAAAAGAUAACCGAGAAGAUAGAGAUAUUGUUGACCAAAGAUGGUCGCAUCAAGGAGCGCGCAGACAUAUCACCAAACUACGACUACGUCGUGCCCGUCUACGAGCGCGGCAACUACAUCCUCGAGAUCGAAGGACCCGAAGGAUGGACAUUCGCAUCAAAGCAGAUACCACUCAAUAAGGAUGGUUGCAAGGAUAAUGAGGAGUAUAACUUUGAGUUGAGAGGAUUCAGAGUGAGCGGAAAGGUGUCGAGCAAGGGUUGCCAAUCGAACAAGGCACUCGAGGGCAUUAAGGUGCAGCUGCGAAGACGUGGAUCGCACGAGGUGAUCGCCGAGACAUUGACCACCAGUGACGGACAGUACCGCUUCGAGAACAUCGCCCCGUCCAGCGAGCUCGAGGUCGUCGCCCAGCACGCACACUGGUCGUUUGCCAACAGCCCACUGGCCAUCAACGGCUUUGACUGGGGCAACUUCCAGAUCGCGCAGGACCUGGCCAUCGUCGGUUUCCCCGUGUCGGGCAGCAUCGUCUACGAUAAGGAGCCCAUGCAAAACGUGGACUUCCAGCUCAAGAGCGCAUCGGGCGCUGUCAAGUCGAUUGUUGGCUGCACCACCUCUGACAAGGACUCCAUCUGCACCGUGCAGUCGGGCGCAGACGGACGCUUCCUGUUCAAGAACGUGCCCUGUGGCGCGUACUCCAUCGUGCCAUCGCACAAGGGUCAGACCAAGUACGACGUUGCCCCUGUGCACCAGGAGAUCAAGGUUGAUGCCGGUGGUCUGGACAUUGUCGAUGGCUUCAAAAUCGUUGGUUUCUCUGUCUCUGGACGUGUUCUCAAUCAUGACGGUGGUCUGGCUGGCGUGUCCAUCCUUGUAAACGGCAAGCAAAGAACUACAACAGAUAAUGGAGGACACUACACUUUGGACAAGAUCACGACUGGAACAUACAAGAUCGAGGCACAGAAGGAGCAUUACAUCUUUAGCUCCCUCCAGCACAAGAUGACGCCAGUGACCCCAACACUGCCAGAUAUCAAGGUGACCAGCUAUCACCUGUGCGGUCAAGUCUCUGUCCCAACACCACCCGCUGGUGUCAUUGUCAACCCAAGGGAGAUCACCCUUACCAACAGCGAGAACAAGCAAGAGAAGAAGCACACAGACAACAAUGGCAAGUUCUGCUUUGAGGUUACGACUGGCACUUACAAGGUGUCGAUCUCGUUGAGCACACAGGAGCGCGCCAAGGGAUUGCAAUUUGCCUCGCAGAUCAUUACGACCUCGAUCACAAACAGCCCUCACCUGGACAUCAUUUUCUCUCAGUCUCGCGGUUCAAUCGCAGGCAAGAUCAGAGCGAUGAAGCAGAUCACAUCGGAGGUUCCUGCCGGUCUCACCGUCACCUGCCAGCCUACAUCGCGCAGCGGUGACUCUAUGCAAGCCUCGCUCUCACUCACCAAGUCUGGCGACGUCUCCUUCACCUUCCGCGACCUCCUCCCCGGUUCCUACAAGAUCUCUCUCCACUACGCCCAGUGGUGCUGGUCAUCAGCCGAGAAGACCAUCGAUCUGUUGAACACUGAGGAUAAGAAUGACAUCGAGUUCACACAGACUGGCUACACUUAUGAGAUCACCUCGCCACACGAUCAGGUGUCGCUGAUUCAUGAGAUUGGAGAGAGCACCAAGAACAUUCAGUUGCGCAAGGGUUUGAAUGAGUUGUGUCUGGCAGAGGCUGGCGUGCAUAAGUUCACCGUCAAGUCAUGCUUCCAAUUCGAGAAGGACACCUACACCUACAACACCAACCAGGCAUCCAGCAACAAGCUGGCUCUGAAGAUCCAGAAGAUUCAGUUGGCUGGCUCGAUCAAGGUUGCCCAGUCAGCGGCCGUCGACGCCAUCCAGCACAUCGACGUCAAGGUUAUGUCCAGAUCAUCUGAGCAACCACUGGUCGUUGUCAAGGCUGUGGCCUCAGAGGCUUCGCCCGCCGUCUUCACCUACAGCUACAUGGCAUCGCUCGGCGACGAGUUGGAGUUUGUGCCCAGCGUGCCCAAGUCUGUGAAUCUGCUGUUCUACCCCGCCAGCCGUCUGGCAUCCGUCAACACCGAGAGCUGCCCACCAUCGCUCGAGCUGAUCGACGCGCGUCCCGGUCUCAUGAUCAACGGCAAGGUGAACAACAACAUCGCUGGCGUCGCCAUCAAGACUUACAACGAGCGCACUGGCGACCAGUUUGGCAGCGAGGCACUGACCGACGCACAAGGUCUCUACACCGUGGGCCCACUGCGUGACGACGUCGAGUACACGCACAAGGCAUCCAAGGCCGGCUACCACUUUAAGAAGGAGUCCAACAGCAACAACUUCAACGCCAUCGAGCUCGGCUCGGUCGUCUUCAACUUUGUCGAUUCAGAGUCACGACAGCCCGUGCAAGGCGUGCUGCUGUCGCUGAGUGGUGAGGGCUACCGCACCAACCUUCAGUCGGCCGCCAACGGCUCCAUCACAGUGUCGCAGCUCUUCCCCGGCACCUACUUUAUCAAGUCGCUGCUCAAGGAGUACACCAUCACCCCAGCCUCGCACACAAUCGAGUUGAUUGAGGGUCGCGAGACCAAGCUCGAGCUUGUUGCCAAGCGUGUGGCAUUCAGUGUCUUUGGCAGCGUGCGAUCAUUGAACAACGAGCCCCAGAACGGCCUCAUCGUGCAGGCAAUCACCGCCGCCGGCAAGGUUGCCGAGGAGUCCAACACGGACGAGUCUGGCAACUAUAGAGUGCGUGGUCUGUCCCCAGCCGAGACCUACCGCAUCACUGUCGUCAGCCAGGCGUCCGCCGAGAGGUCGACUCCCGCCGAGCACAGCAUCGUCAUUGGCAAGGCAGACGUCAAGAAUGUAGACUUUACCAUCAUCAGCUCGCAAUCAAACACGUUCGACCUGACUGGCAAUGUGCGUCUGAGUGGCGAGGUUGCUCAGCAGAAGCAUCUCACGAUGUUGCGUGCCAACCUAUACAACAAGCGCGACAACUCAUUGUACCGCUCGAUCGAUCUUGGCUUCAACUCGUUCUUUGACUUUGGAGCGUUGCCCAAGUCAAACGAGUACGUCCUCAAGGUUGAGCAGGCCACCGGUCAGCGCAACCAGGGCUCAUCCUAUGUGUUCACUGUUGAGCCAAUCCAGGUUCGCGUCGUCCAACCAGAGGACAAGCAACAACAACAACUAUCAACAUCAUACAUUCAACGUGGCCGUGAGCAAGUCAUCGAUCAUUCAUGA
Acytostelium subglobosum LB1 is the source of this 3369-nucleotide messenger RNA. RefSeq lists its product as hypothetical. Gene Ontology annotation, molecular function: carbohydrate binding. The record is from RefSeq and is a predicted model, not a curated record. The transcript has 5 exons. Bases 1 to 3369 code for a protein of 1122 amino acids. Lineage: Eukaryota; Evosea; Eumycetozoa; Acytosteliales; Acytosteliaceae. Gene Ontology annotation, cellular component: endoplasmic reticulum membrane.